This is a messenger RNA of Mya arenaria, 1146 nucleotides long. RefSeq names its product RING finger protein 151-like. Gene Ontology annotation, biological process: protein ubiquitination. The coding region runs from base 37 to 603 and encodes 188 amino acids. Gene Ontology annotation, molecular function: ubiquitin-protein transferase activity. The transcript has 6 exons. Lineage: Eukaryota; Metazoa; Mollusca; Bivalvia; Myida; Myidae. The record is from RefSeq and is a predicted model, not a curated record.
AGACUGCCCACUGCAGUGCUUACUUGAAAAGUAAAAAUGCCAAAACGGAAGGCGUUAGAGGUAGAGGAAGAGGAAGAGAGGUACUUUUUGAAUCCAGGUUCAGUGAGUCACCAUCUUUACUGCUCCAUUUGUCAGGACGUUUUUAACGACCCCCAAAGGGCACCCUGUGGACACAGUUUCUGUAGAAAGUGCAUUACACCCUGGUUGAAGAGUAACAAGACUUGCCCAGAGGAUAGGAAGCCUGUUCACCUACAACAGAUUCACCAUGACUUCAUUCUGGAGAACAUCAUUGGUGAUCAGAUGGUAGCCUGCCCAUUUCGGAGAGCUGGCUGUGAGUUUGUGGGGCAAUUACAGCUGCUCAAGUCCCACAAACGUGCCUGUGACUUUAAUCCUGUUAACCUCCCCAGUUUUCUGAAGGAAGAGGACAGCACACUCAAACAAACCACUGUUUCAGCGGACUUGGAAGAAGAUAGUGCGUUCAUUGACCCUGACAAGGUGCCAUCCCCUGUAAAGCCCUCUUUGAAGAUGCGCCUGUUCCGGGCCGGAGAAACAAAGAAAAGACUACUCUCAUCCAUGUUUGACAAGGAAAACUCAGCUUCCUGACACCCACUCUCUUACACUGUGAUAUCUUCUGACAUUUCUUUGAACAUUUAUUUAAUGUGCAAUGACCUAGUGUGUUUAACUGACCUGUUUAAAUUAAGAUCAAUUUACCUUUCAACUUGCCCCUUGACCUUGUGAACACAAAGUCAACAAUAAUGUGGUUUGACUGUUUUCAAACUAUUUAGCCUAUCUUUAAAAGAUGGACCAUAGGGAUGAAGCUCAGCAUGGACAAUGGAGCACCUAAAGAUUUUGUUGAAGUGCACAUCAAGGAGAAACUGAGUGUUACUCAGGGAACUCUUUCUAUGAUAACCAAUGUAAUGAAAUGUGCACCCAUACUCAUGAAAUUUGAUAGGAACUGAAUGGAAAUAUAGACUAAGUGGUACAGGAGAUUUAGUGCCAGGGGUUUGGGUAGACAUUCUACCUCACAUAUUUAUAAAUAUGAAUUGACUGGAAGUUGGGCUCUCUGAUUCUAUUGACAUUCUUGCAACUCUUUAUGUUUAUGUACCAUAAUUAUCUUGUAUGUAGUAAAAUAUUAUUGCACAGUCA